This is a messenger RNA of Cynocephalus volans (Philippine flying lemur), 1087 nucleotides long. RefSeq names its product kelch domain containing 8A (gene KLHDC8A). NCBI's taxonomy places the organism in Eukaryota, Metazoa, Chordata, Mammalia, Dermoptera, Cynocephalidae. The coding region runs from base 1 to 1053 and encodes 350 amino acids. Gene Ontology annotation, molecular function: protein binding. The transcript has 5 exons. The record is from RefSeq and is a predicted model, not a curated record.
AUGGAGGUGCCGAACGUCAAGGACUUCCAGUGGAAGCGCCUGGCGCCACUGCCCAGCAGUCGGGUCUACUGCUCCCUGCUGGAGACCGGGGGACAGGUCUAUGCCAUCGGGGGAUGUGACGACAACGGCGUCCCCAUGGACUGCUUCGAGGUCUACUCCCCCGAGGCCGACCAGUGGACCGCUCUGCCCCCGCUGCCCACAGCCCGGGCCGGAGUGGCUGUCACCGCCCUGGGGAAGCGGAUCAUGGUGAUCGGGGGUGUGGGCACCAAUCAGCUACCCCUGAAGGUCGUGGAGAUGUACAACAUCGAUGAGGGCAAGUGGAAGAAGAGGAGCGUGCUGCGUGAGGCCGCCAUGGGCAUUUCUGUCACGGCCAAAGAUUACCGAGUAUACGCAGCAGGUGGGAUGGGCCUGGACCUCCGUCCACACAACCACCUCCAACACUAUGACAUGCUCAAGGACAUGUGGGUGUCGCUAGCACCGAUGCCCACCCCAAGAUAUGCGGCCACCUCCUUCCUCCGAGGCUCCAAGAUCUAUGUGCUGGGGGGACGACAGUCCAAGUAUGCGGUCAACGCCUUCGAGGUCUUUGACAUUGAGACUCGCUCCUGGACCAAGUUCCCCAACAUUCCCUGUAAGCGGGCCUUCUCCAGCUUUGUGACCCUGGACAACUGUUUAUACAGCCUGGGAGGCCUGCGGCAGGGUCGGCUCUACCGGCAGCCCAAGUUCCUGAGGACGAUGGACGUGUUUGACAUGGAGCAGGGGGGAUGGCUGAAGAUGGAACGCUCGUUCUUCCUCAAGAAGCAGCGGGCAGACUUUGUGGCAGGCUCUCUGAGUGGACGGGUCAUAGUAGCCGGGGGACUGGGGAACCAACCCACUGUCCUGGAGACGGCAGAAGCAUUCCACCCGGCGAAGAACAAAUGGGAGGUCCUCCCUGCCAUGCCCACGCCCCGCUGUGCCUGCUCCAGCAUUGUCGUCAAGAACUGUCUCCUGGCCGUGGGGGGCGUCAACCAGGGUCUGAGUGAUGCGGUGGAAGCCCUGUGUGUCUCUGACUCCUAGCUGUCCCUGGGCCCAGCACCUUUGCCCUGGACUA